Molecule: messenger RNA, 2627 nt
Organism: Diospyros lotus (date-plum)
Lineage: Eukaryota; Viridiplantae; Streptophyta; Magnoliopsida; Ericales; Ebenaceae
Product: probable pre-mRNA-splicing factor ATP-dependent RNA helicase DEAH2
Exons: 7
Coding region: 194-2374 (726 amino acids)
Cellular component (GO): intracellular anatomical structure
Molecular function (GO): ATP binding; RNA helicase activity; RNA binding
Source: RefSeq, a predicted model, not a curated record
AACGUUCUCUCUCCAUCUGCUCGACCCUGGACACGGUAGAUGCAUAUAAACCAAGGGACUGCCUCUAGGGUUUGGGAGUUUCAGGGGGAGAGCCACUCAGAUAUUCUUCGAAGAUUUCCUGAUUAGAGGUUGGGAUUCGGAGGUAUUUUGGAGGCGUUUUUGCGAUUCUGCGGAGGAUUAGGGUUUAGGAUAGAUGGGGACGGAGAGGAAGAGGAAGGUGAGCCUGUUCGAUGUCGUGGAUGAGAGCUCAGUGGCGGCCAAACUCACGAAAUCUAACGGUGGCACAAUUCUUGGGAACAGCAACCUUACGAUCAAUCGGUGGAAUGGGAGACCGUUCUCCCAGAGGUAUUACGACAUCUUGGAGAAGAGGAAGACUCUUCCAGUUUGGCAUCAGAAAGAGGAGUUUUUGCAAGCCCUCAAAGCCAACCAAAGCCUGAUCUUGGUUGGUGAAACUGGUAGCGGUAAAACCACGCAGAUUCCUCAGUUUGUUCUGGAAGCAGUUGAUAUAGAGACCCCAGAUAAACGUAGGAAAUUCAUGGUUGGCUGUACCCAGCCUCGCAGGGUGGCUGCAAUGUCCGUUUCUCGUCGGGUUGCUGAAGAGAUGGAUGUAACUAUUGGAGAAGAAGUUGGUUAUAGUAUUCGUUUUGAAGACUGCAGCAGUGCAAGAACAGUUUUGAAGUAUUUGACUGAUGGUAUGCUGCUAAGAGAAGCUAUGACUGAUCCGCUUUUGGAAAGAUACAAAGUAAUAAUUCUUGAUGAGGCUCAUGAAAGAACUUUGGCAACAGAUGUUCUGUUUGGGCUUUUGAAGGAAGUACUGAAAAAUAGGCCAGAUCUUAAAUUAGUUGUAAUGAGUGCUACUCUUGAGGCAGAAAAGUUUCAGGGUUAUUUUAAUGGUGCUCCUCUUAUGAAAGUUCCGGGAAGGCUUCAUCCAGUAGAGAUUUUUUAUACCCAAGAGCCUGAGAGGGACUAUCUUGAAGCAGCAAUUCGUACAGUUGUUCAGAUACACAUGUGCGAAGGUCCAGGUGACAUACUUGUAUUUCUUACAGGAGAGGAAGAAAUAGAAGAUGCAUGUAAGCGAAUAUCAAAAGAAAUUGCCAAUAUGGGAGAUAAUGUUGGGCCUGUUAAGGCUGUUCCACUGUAUUCAACACUUCCUCCGGCUAUGCAGCAGAAAAUUUUUGAACCUGCUCCUCCGCCCUUAACAGAGGGUGGUCCUCUGGGAAGGAAGAUUGUAGUGUCAACAAACAUUGCAGAAACAUCCCUAACCAUAGAUGGUAUAGUUUAUGUGAUUGAUCCAGGGUUUUCAAAACAGAAGGUUUAUAAUCCCCGAAUUCGUGUUGAAUCUUUACUGGUCUCUCCAAUAUCGAAGGCUAGUGCUCACCAAAGAGCAGGGCGUGCAGGAAGAACACAACCAGGCAAAUGUUAUAGACUUUACACUGAAAAAAGUUUUAAUAAUGAUCUUCAGCCUCAGACUUAUCCAGAAAUACUGCGAUCAAACCUUGCAAAUACAGUUCUCACCUUGAAGAAACUAGGAAUUGAUGACCUGGUACACUUUGAUUUUAUGGAUCCUCCUGCACCUGAGACAUUGAUGCGUGCACUAGAGAUGCUAAAUUAUUUGGGAGCAUUGGAUGACGAAGGCUACUUGACAAAGCUGGGUGAAAUUAUGAGUGAAUUUCCUCUGGAUCCACAAAUGGGCAAGAUGCUUGUUGCCAGUUGUCAACUUAACUGUUCAAAUGAGAUCCUGUCCAUAUCAGCCAUGCUUUCAGUACCCAAUUGCUUUGUCCGGCCUAGGGAGGCUCAGAAAGCUGCGGAUGAAGCAAAAGCACGGUUUGGACACAUUGAUGGUGACCACCUGACGCUCUUGAAUGUAUACCAUGCAUACAAACAAAAUAAUGAGGAUCCUUCUUGGUGCUAUGAGAACUUCGUUAACCAACGGGCGCUAAAAGCUGCUGAUAACGUAAGGCAACAGCUGGCUCGCAUCAUGGUUAGAUUCAACCUCAAGCUAUGCAGUACAGAUUUCAACAGCCGGGACUACUAUGUGAAUAUCAGAAAGGCUAUGCUGGCUGGAUAUUUCAUGCAGGUGGCUCAUCUAGAGCGCACUGGACACUAUUUGACUGUGAAGGAUAACCAGGUGGUUCACUUGCACCCUUCAAAUUGUCUGGAUCAUAAGCCGGAGUGGGUCAUCUAUAAUGAGUUUGUCUUGACGAGCAGAAACUUCAUCCGUACAGUGACAGAUAUUCGUGGCGAAUGGUUGGUUGAUAUAGCACCCCACUACUUCGACCUUGAAAACUUUCCCCAGUGCGAGGCGAGGCGGGUUCUUGAGAGACUUUACAAGAAAAGGGAAAAGGAGAGGGAACAGAGCAAGAGCAGAAAGUAAAGCUGUUUCAUCAUGUUUGCACUCGCCCUGAAAAUGCAGGAGGUUAAGAGUUCAGAGGGCGCUUACCGGAUUGGACAUGCUAAGCGCUCUCUCUCUAAUUUCUGGAAUGCCAAAGUUUACUGUACCAUUAAUACACAUGAAGUCUUGCAGUUUACUUUAUUUAGAUGUGUGUUUCUUCUUUGCCUUUUGCUAUUAGAUUAUUUGAGCAAUGAGAUGAACCCUUGUGCCAAGGGUAUUUACGUUGCCACCCAGA